AUGGGGAACGAAAUUUCCGGACGCCAAACGGAAGUCAGCAACAAAUAUGGAAUCGAUUUAGACGAAUUGCGAAAAUGGUAUCAUGAACACUACAUCAAUUUUUUGAAAAAAGAGAUUUCGGAUAAGACAUGGCAAAAUGAUAAAUAUGAAAAACAUAUGAAAGAUGAUAGUGGUAGAGCCAUACGUGAUGGGCACAAGCAGUUUUGUAAAUGGAAAGAAAUACAAAAGGAAAUAUUUGAAGCUGUAUUGGACAAUCAUAGAUUUUUAUUAUAUACAUGGGAAGAACGAGCAAAGAAAUUUAUAGAUGAAGCACAAGAAGCACAUUUUAAUGGCAAACAGUGCGACAAUGAUGAUAAAAAAACUCAAGAUGAUGAAAGUAGUGGUUCCACUACUACUACUAGAGGUAUUAUUAAAUCUAUAAAUUUGAAAGGAUGUUUACCAAAAAGGAGAGAUAUUAUAAAUAAAAGAUUAAGGGAUAUGAAAAAUUAUAUUCAUGAUAUGAAAACACAAUAUGAAAAUACAAACGGAUCAAUAAUGGACACAAUUAUUGCUACGACUGUUAUAGGAAGACUUGCUUUACAAACUCAAAACGAAAUAGAAAAUUUAAUGAAAGAGAAACGAAGUAAUAUGGAACAUGUAUGUAAAUUAUACAGAAGAACAUUUGCUGACUAUAAGGAUAUAUCGAAAGGUGCAGAUAUUGUGAACCAUUAUGUGUCACAAGAUGUACAAGGUCUUUUAAAGGGAAUAAGUGAAAAAGUAGGAGAAACCAAAAUGGACGAUUUAUGGAAAAAAUUUUUUAAAGGUAAAAUAGAAGAGAAAUUACAGAAAUUAGAAACCUCUAAAAAUGGAUCUACUGCUCAAAAAUCAUGUACUUUGGAUCAUUCAGACGAAAAAUCACCUCAAUGUUUACGUUACAUGGAAGAAUAUUUAGAAGAGUUUUUGGAACAAAAAAGAUUAUUUGAAUGGUUCUUAGAAAAUAGAUGUAAACAUCAAAAUAGUCUAAAUGAUAAUAAUUGUAUUGCUCAUUGUACUAAUUAUAAAAAUUUUUUAAAUACUCGUAAAGGAUGUUAUCAAACAUAUAAAAGUCAAUGUCAAAAAAAUUUAAAAAUUGAUACUACAUAUUCUGAUGAUCGUGCAUACAAGGCUGAAAUCGAUAAAAUAGAAAGAUUAAUUAAAGAUAAAAGUGGGUGUGGAGAUACAUGUGGAACAGUUGGUAACGUAAAUUUAGAACCAUUAUUUGAUCUUACUAAUUCUUCCACUAAUAAAUCAUACGUUUGUAACUGUAAUGGAAAUGGUAGAAAAAGUAAACCACCAUGCAAUCAAACAGCAUCAUCUAAGAAAUUAACACUUAAAGGUCAUUGGAGACAAGGUAUACAUAGCAGACACCAAUCAAAACCGAGUGAUGCGUGUAGCUUACAAUUUGGAGAUCAUAAUUCUGUUGGAGGCGGUGGUGCCGACCCAUGUCAUGGUGUACCUAGUGGUAGUGAAUGGAAAUGUGAAGAUACAUUUGAAGAAGGUAUAUGUUUGCCACCACGACGACACGAAAUAUGUAUUUCGAAUAUCAGAAAUUUGAAAAGUUCUGAUAUUAGUGGUAUAAAUAGUGAUAAAUUAUUGCUGGAACUGAUGUUAGCAGCAAAAUCGCAGGCGUGGAGAAUACGUAAUAACAAACAUAAAGACCGUCAAUCAACAUAUAUUAUAUGUCGUGAUAUUGAGUUAAGUUCUUAUGAUUUUGAAGAUAUAAUUAAAGGUACAGAUAAAGCGAAAGACGAAUAUUCGGUGGAUGUCGAGAAUAAUUUGAAAGCUAUUUUUGAAAAAAUAAGAGAUGAGUGGAAAAAAGGUAAUGAUGGUGACACAAAAUAUGAUGACACAACUGCUUUUGAUGGAUUGAAGAAGCUACGUUCUGAUUGGUGGGAUGAAAACAAAAACGAUAUAUGGGAAGCAUUCAAAUGUGGAAACAGUUGUGGUAGUGCCGUACCACAGGAUAGCCGCUCGCAGUUUUUAAGAUGGUUUGAAGAAUGGGCGACGGAAUUUUGCAAUGAACGAAAAAAUAAGGAAUAUUUGGUGGCUAGGGCGUGUGAGUCUUGUGGUGACAAUGAGUGUUCAAGUACGUGGACAUCAUGGUGGUCAAGUUUGUUUUCUCCAAUGUACAAAUUUUGUGAUUGCAAGAACCAAUGUAGAGAAUAUUCUAAUUGGAUCGGAACACAAAAAAAACAAUUUGAUACACAAUCAAAAUAUUACGACGAAAAAAUUACAUCUAUGGAUUUUGGGAUCAAUAGUAGUGUCACAAUUACGCGUGGUAGUAGUCCUAGUGUUACAUCAACUACUAGUAGUAGUGUUCCAAACGUUGCAACAUAUUUGAAAGACACAUCAAAACGGAGUUGCACAGAUAUCGAUUUCUCAAAAACUGAUAGGAUAUUUUCUUCCUACCCUGACGAACGUUCGCAAUAUAGACAUAAAUGUAGUAAAUGUUAUGCACAACAAGAAGCAGACUUGACAGGUGAAGACGGAAACAAGAAGAUGGUAUGUGGUGUCAAUAAAAUAUUAACAAGAGAAGAUAGUAACAUAACGCAUAAUUGUGAUGGUAAAAGUACAAAAACAAACGAUGGUAAGGAAUGGUCAACUAAAGAUAUAAGUAAACAAUAUAGUGGUAGUAAUGGACAUAAGUUUGCGGUUCCGCCUAGAUAUGAAGAUAUAUGUAAAGACACAAUAACAAACAAUACAGUGAAGGAUGAACGUAUGUCUUCCCAUAACUAUUAUUAUAAUAACCGUAUGUUAUUGUCCGAAUUUAUAUUGGUUGCACAACACGAAGGGAAAAGUUUACGUGAACACUAUAGAGGGAAAUCAGAUAAUAGUGUUGUGUGUACUUCUAUACGACGAUCAUUUGCCGAUAUUGGCGAUAUAGUGAAAGGAACAAAUAUUGUGGAUACAGAAAAUAAUAACCAAGUCGAAAAACAUUUGAAAGAAAUGUUCAAUAAAUUGAGAGAUGAAUACCAUACGUUUGCAGCGGAUAAAGAUAUAUAUGGAUAUGAUGAUGCUGGACUAUCUUUAUUUCGCAAAAACUGGUGGGAAAUGAACCGCCAUAUGAUAUGGGAAGCCUUCAAUUGCGAUAGACUUAACAAAGAAUGUGCAAAACAUAACGAUAUUGAUAAGGUCCCACAAUUGUUACGCUGGUUAGGAGAAUGGUCCGAAGAUUUUUAUGAACAAAGGCAGAAAAAAAUUGAAGAUUUAAAGAACACAUGUACAACAUGUAAAAUGGAUUCUAACCAAAAUCAACAAAUGAAUUCACAAAAAUGUAAUCCUAAAAAUAAAUGUGAAACAUGUCAAGAAAAAUGUAAUGAUUAUAAAGCAUGGAUAAAAAAUUGGAAAGAACAGUGGGAAAUUUUUAAAAAAUAUUAUGAUGAACAAAAGGAAAAAAACGAUAAUGAAUUUAAAAAUUAUGUUACAAGUGAUGAUCUUUCUCAGUAUGUUGUAAAUAAAUUGAAACAUAUAGGAUUUAAUAAUAUUAAUACUUUUGAUGAAAAUGAUGCAUUUGCAAAUUAUCCUAGUGCAUAUCAAAAGGUAUGUUCUUGUGAUUAUAAUGACACUUCCUCUCCUUCAGGUCGUACGAACGACGAAAAUACUUGUAAUGACAAUUUUAAAUCUCAGUGGAAUUGCGACGACGCAACUGGAUCUAGGAAAAAAACAAAACGAAAUAUGUGUGUUAGAAACGAUGAUAAUGUUGAUAUUAAUAUCAGUAAUAAUGGUGAUAUGUUAUUCUUUAAUAGUUUUACAAAAUGGUUAGACGAAAUAUCCUAUUCGAUGCAUGAAAAUACUAAUACCUUAUCCCAAACAUGUAAUAGAAAUAUUAUUGUUGGAACUAAUAAUAGUACAGGGAAUAAAGAAGGAUGUGAAGAAUGUCAAAAAAAUUGUAAAUGUUAUGAGAAAUGGAAAGAAAAAAUCACGGAACAAUGGAAAAGACAACGAACAUAUUUUGAAGAAGAAAAGAAAAAGAAAGGCAGUACAAUGAAUGAUAUAGAUCUUAAUGAUUUUUUAUAUGCAUAUUGUUGGACAAAAGAUGAAAAACGAACAGAAAAAGAAUGUUCCUCCAAGGGUAAGGAUAAAACUAUUAUUGAUGAAAAAUUAGAAGAGACGAAUACACGUAACACCAAUGCAUGUGAUAUAUGUCCUGAUAAAAAUAAAGGAAAACAAGAUAGUGCUGUUCAUAAUUGUGAUAGUUCUGGAAUGACUGCUUUGAAAGGAUACUGUACUAAAAAAGAAUAUGAUAAUAUAAAAGCAAAUACAAUAAACUAUGAAAAAGAUUGGAAAGAAGCUCAAAACGUUAAUAACAAAAUUGAUAAAUUUUAUGUCCCUCCCAGAAGACAACAGUUAUGUAUCUCAUAUCUUAAGGAUAACGGCGAUAUUAGUGAUGAACAAAACCUUAAAAAUAUACUUAUUAAAACAAUUAGAAGUGAAACGGAAAAAUUAUAUGAAUAUUACCAAACUAAAAAUACGAAUGCUCAACCUGUAAAUAGUGAUAAUAACAAGCAAGAGGAAAAUAAUUUACCUUUAGGAUUUUGUAAUGCUGUAGAACGAAGUUUUGCCGAUAUCGGAGAUUUCGUUAAAGGAAGUGACCUGGACUACACACAAGGGGAUACAACAGAGGUUAAAACCAAAAUGGAUAAUUUUUUUCAAGACAAAUCCAAAAUAACAGUAGAUAGAAACACCUGGUGGGAAAACAAUAAACGAGGGUUAUGGAAAGAAGUGAAAUGUGGAAUAAACGGUGGCGCUUCCACGGGGCUACAAUGCCCACAAAACCUUGAUUUUGAUCGUCGUGAUCAAUUUUUACGCUGGUUCGCGGAAUGGGGAGAAUAUGUGUGCAAGGAACAUACGAAAGAAUUGGCAAAAUUGACGAACGAAUGUGAAGGUUGCAAUAAUGAUCUAAAAUGUGGUACUAAUACUGGUUCGAAUAGUGGUGGUGCUACUAGAUGUAAUAAUGGAAAUUGUACAACUGCAUGCGAAAAAUAUAAAGCGUGGAUACAAAAACGUCGAAAUCAAUGGAUAAAAUUGUUAAUAAAUUAUAAGGAAAAACAAUCACAAUAUAAUGAUGAUGAAGACGAGGCAACGUUUUGGGCAAAACAUAUGCCUGCAUCUACAUAUUUGAAAUUUUUUAAUACUGAUACAUGUUCUAAAACGUUAUUUAACAAACUUUUUUAUGAAAAAUAUGAUUAUGGAGAUCAACAAAACUUAUGCGAAUGUAAUGAACAUAAAAAAAACACAACUAUGCCAUCUGACGAAGACGAUUCGGCAGACGAAAAAAUCCAAGCAGACCCUUGCGAUUAUAACAUCACUACAAAUGUAUCAAGUUGUCAUGGAAAAAAAUUUGACGGCGUGGUAUGGACAUCAAGAAAUAUACGUACAGAUAAAAAUGGGAAACCUAUGUUUGGUGUGUACGCCCCUCCGCGCAGACAAAAACUUUGUGUCGGAAACAUAUGGCAACAUGCAACGAACAAAAGCACCUUAUUGAACGAAUUGCUGCUUGCAGCAAAAACGGAGGCAAAAUAUUUAAAGGAUUAUUACAACAAAAAAAAUGGUGAACAACGUAGUAGUAAAAAUAACGAAUUAUGUAAAGCUAUCACACGAAGUUUUUAUGAUUUGGGAGAUAUAAUUAAAGGUACGGAUUUGAGUCGUGGAGCGAUAGUUACGGCAACAGAAAACAAAAUACACUCGAUAUUUAAAGAUGAACUUAGUAGUAGUGGUAGUAGGACAACAACAGUAAGUGACGGAAAAAUAUUGGAUGCACGUAAAACAUGGUGGGAAUCUAACAAAACAAAGGUAUGGAAAGCAUUGAAUUGUAAUAACACGUGUACUACCACUGCCCCCAAUGAUAGCACUCCGCAAUUUUUACGUUGGUAUGAAGAAUGGUACGAAGAUUUUUGUAAACAUAGAAAACAACUCCUUGAUAAUAUCAUUGAGAAAUGUAAUGGAAAGGGUCCAGAUGAACAAUGUGAUGAUACUGAUACAUUGUGUACAGAUUCUUGCUCAAAAUAUAGUAAUUGGCUUACACCUAAACAAUUUGAGUGGAUAGCACAAAAGAAAAAUUACCAGAGGAAAAAAGAUAAUGAACAUAUGGAAGAAAUUGAGUUCCAAAAUGUUACAAAAGGUAAAAAUAAACUAGAGGAAUAUUUAAAAGAUAAAUAUGAAAGUAAUAAUGGUUCAUGUAAGCAUAUGGAUGUACAAAAAAUGGACGAAAUUGUUGUAAAAAAUGACGAUGAUUAUAAAACAAAGUACGAACCGUUAUGUAGUAGAUGUCGAAUGAAAAAACUAAUUGAUAAAGCAAAUGAAAAGAUAAAUGAACGAAAACAAAAACCUUCUGCACCAGACCGUGGUGGUGGUAGUGGCAACCGUAAUCCAGGUACACCUGGUGGGGAGGGACAACGUGGGACAAAAGAAGAUAUAUGUAAAAAUGUUGAGACAUAUAUUUCGCACAAUGAGGCACAAACAGGAAAUAAUCGUUGCAAAGAUAAAGUGGAUGUAGAAUGGGAUUGCGCUGAGAAAGCGAAAAGUCCAGUGCCUAAAGAUGGUUCUUGUAUGCCUCCUAGGAGACAAAAAAUGUGCGUAAAGUAUUUAAAAGAAUUGAAAGGUAAUGAAUCUACAGAUAAAUUAAAAGAGACAUUCAUCAAAUGUGCUUCAAUAGAAACAUAUUUAGCCUGGAAAAAAUACAUACAGGAUAAAGGAAAAGAAAAACCACCAACAAACGCAGAUAAAUUGGAAAACCAAUUAAAACAAGGAAUAAUUCCUGAAGAGUUUAAACGUCAAAUGAUCUACAGUUUUGUCGAUUUUAAAGAUAUGUGUUUAGGAAAAGAUAUGGGUAAUGAUGAUGGUAAAAAAGUAUCAAACAAUGUUAAGAGUAUUUUAAAGAACGAAAAGAAUGGCAUAUAUAAAAACAAAAAUGAUGACGAAAAACCCCAAGAGUUAUGGAAAGAAAUUGAGGAAAAAGUAUGGGAAGCUAUGGUAUGUUCACUAUCAUACAAUGGUAGUACUAUGGACGCGGGUACACAAAAAAAACUAGGCGAAAACAACAAAUAUAGUGACGUCAAAUUUAGUGGUGUCACCAAACUCUCCGAGUUUGUGAAACGACCCCAAUUUCUUCGUUGGUUAACCGAAUGGAGUGAGGAAUUUUGUAAGACACAGAAAAAACACUACGACGAGGUGGCAAGUAAAUGUGGGAGUUGUACUGCUAGUGAAUGUAAAGGCAACUGUACAACAUGUAAAGCUAAAUGCGCAGAAUAUAAAAAUGAAGUAGCAAGAUGGAAAGUUCAUUGGGAAAAACAACAAACAAAAUAUGAAGAAUUAUACAAAAAAAUUGGUGCUACUACCAAAGCUGGCACAAAUUCUAAUGAUCAACAGGUGAUUGAUCACUUGAAAACAUUAUCUAAUGGUAACACAAAGUAUAAUAGCGCAGGAGGGUACCUAAAAGAACAAGGAUAUACAAAAAAUUGUGAUGACAGUAAUCAAAAUGAUUUUUCUACAAUUAGUGGUAACAACUACUCCUUUAAUGAUUAUCCCAAUAAUUAUAAGGAUGCAUGUAAAUGUGAUCCGAAUGCAUCAAAACAUGCAACACCUCGUGGUUCCAAUAAUCCUUGUGCCAAUCCUAGUGGUAUCACACCCACUAAAACCAUAGAGGAUAUCGCCAAAGAAAUGCAGGAAGAGGCAAAGACACAAAUGGAAACAAAAAGUGUUGUCGGUGGUACUGAGAGUAUCUUGAAAGGUAAUGCAUCUCAAGGAACAUAUCAUCAAAAUGGUCUGGGAAGAGUCUUGGAAAAUGGAAAUAUUUGUGCUAUAACGGACAAACAUUCCAAUGAUAAACGUGUAUAUGUUAGUGAUUAUCAAGGUCCAUGUACUGGAAAAGGUGGAAAUGAAAAAGAGAGAUUACUUAUAGGAAAAAAAUGGACAACGCGUGGAGAUGUUGAUGAUGAGCAUAAAGGUGUAUUAUUUCCUCCUAGAAGAUUAGAUAUGUGCACUUCCAAUUUAGAAAAUUUGAAAACGGAAUAUGAAGGACUCACAAAUCCCGAUAAAGCAAAGCACUCCUUAUUAGGAGAUGUGAUGUUGGCAGCAAAAGAGGAAGCACAAAGCAUAAUAGAUCUGUAUAAAGAAAAGAAUAGCCUAAAUGACCUAAAAGAACAAAAACACAAAGACACGGUAUGUCGUGCAAUGAAAGCUAGUUUUGCCGAUAUAGGAGACAUUAUCAGAGGUAGGGAUAUAUGGACAAAAGAAACUGGAAAUAAAGAUCUACAAGAAAAUUUGAAAAAAAUAUUUAAAAAAAUUAAAGAAAAUACUGGACUCACAACUAUAUAUAAUGAAGACUCUCCAUAUACCCAAUUACGUAACGACUGGUGGGAAGCAAACAGAGAUCAAAUAUGGAAAGCAAUGAAAUGUGCAGGAAAAACAGAUAAUUUAAAUGGAGACUGCCAAAACAAUAGUGUCAAGCCACCACCACUUGAUGACUACAUCCCGCAAAAACUCCGAUGGUUGACCGAAUGGUCCGAGUGGUAUUGCAAGAGACAGUCACAACUAUAUAAGGAUUUGGAGAGUAAGUGUGGGGGGUGUAAGAAUGGAGGAACUAAUGUAUCAUGUAGUAGAUGUCCAGGAUGUAAGGAUAAAUGUCAAGAAUAUGAAAAAAUUAUUAAAGAAUGGGAAAAGGAUUGGAAAGAACAACAAAAACAAUACUUAAAAUAUUACCAAGAAGCACAAAAUAGUGGUGGUAAUGAUGAAAAUGAAAAAUAUCUAUACAAAUUUUUAAAACAACUAAAACAACAUAAUAAGGCAAAUAAUAUAUAUGAUAGUGCUGAAGGAUAUAUACAGCAAGAACUAAAAAAUGGUAACGUUUGUGAAAAACAAAACGAAUUCUGUGAAACCAAAAAUGGUGGUACUAACAACGACAAAUAUACAUUUCUCACUCAACCUAGUGGUUACGAACAGGCGUGCGCGUGCGAUAGUAAGACGCCGUGUGAUAUAGUGAAGGAAACACUUAAUAAAAAAGACGAAACUAAAGGUAAUAUAGAAGGGUGUAAUCCCAAAACAUUAACAGGAAAUGAUUAUCCUAAAUGGAAGUGUGAGGAUGAUCAGUUUGAACCUGGUCAUAAAGAUGCUUGUAUCCCUCCUAGAAGACAAAAACUAUGCGUACAUUAUUUGAAAGAAUUGAAAAAUGGUGGCCAAAAAGAAUUGAAAGAAGCUUUUAUUAAAACUGCUGCGGCAGAAACGUUUCUUCAUUGGCAAUAUUAUAAAGAAUAUGGUUUGGGAAAAGAUAGAGGUACAGAUCUUGAUAAUGAGUUAAAAGGUGGUAGUAUCCCUGAAGAAUUUAAAAGACAAAUGAUGUACACGUUUGGAGAUUUAAGAGAUUUAUGUUUAAAUAAGGAUAUAAGUAAAAAAACAAAAACAUCAAGGGAAAAAACUGAUGUGGGUACAGCAAGAGAUAAUAUAGAUAAUGUUUUUAAAAAAAAUGGACAACCUAGUGGCCAAGUUGAUGAAACAAAACGUGAAAACUGGUGGAAUAGUAACGCUCAAUAUAUAUGGGAAGGGAUGUUAUGCGGGUUAUCACACGCAGGUGGUAACGACGAAAAGACACGUAAUGAGGUGAAACAAAAACUUGACGCCAACAACUAUGGCUACGAUAAAGUGACAUUUAGUGGUACAACCACUCCAUCUAGUGGUAGUCCCAGCGACCUCGCGGCAUUCGCCUCUCGGCCCCAAUUUUUACGUUGGAUGACCGAAUGGGGGGAACACUACUGUCGUGAAUACACGAGGGAAUUUACCACUUUGCAUCAGAAGUGUGGGAGUUGUACUUCUGUUAAUGGUACUGGUAGUAGUGGAAAAGCAACAUGUAUAACCGAAUGUACAGAAUGUAAAAAGCAAUGUGGAAUAUAUAAAACAUGGAUUCAAACAUGGCAAAAACAUUAUACUAGUCAAAAAGAGAAAUAUACUAAAGUUAAAGAACAACAGGAUUAUAAAAAUGCUGAUACUGACGUGAGUAGCUCAAAAGAAGCUUAUGAUUAUUUGAGCAAAAAAAUAAAAAAAAUUUGUAACGGUGGUAAUAUUAUUAAAUGUGAUUGCAUGGAACAAAGGUCGAAACAAAAUACAUCUAGUGGUAUCAUUCCAGAAUCGUUGGACGAAAAACCUGAAAGUGUUAAAGAUAAAUGUGAUUGUACCACCUCUAGACACCCGAAUCCCCCCAAACCUAUGCCAAACCCGAAUCCGGGAGCACCUAGUGGGACGGGAACACAGUGUGAAAUAGAGAAAUAUGUUACGGAAAAUAAACAAAAAGGUAGUGGAGGGUGUAAUGAAAAACAUUUUGACAAGAAAAGUUGGAAUUGUGACUCUCAGAUUGAUUCUAGUCAUAAUGGAGCUUGUAUGUCUCCUAGAAGACAAUCGUUAUGUAUCCAUUAUUUAUCAGAUGUUAAUGAAAAAGAUAAAAUAAAAACAGAAGAACAAUUGAAAACUGCUGUUAUAAAAUCUGCAUCGCUCGAAACAUAUUGGUUAUGGAAAAAAUAUAUAGAUGAUAAAAAAAAAGAGGAAAAAACAAAAGGUGGGAAUGCAAGUGAAGAACUUCAAAAGCAAUUAAAAGAACAAGGAAAAAUUCCUCCUGAUUUUUUACGAACCAUGUUCUAUACUUAUAGUGAUUUUCACGAUUUAAUAGUAGGAAAAGAUUUAGGUAUUCAUUCAGGUAAUACCGCUAUAAGGCCAAAAGUAACAGAAAUUUUAGAUAAAGAACAAGGUGGUAAAUAUAAAGGCAAUCAUAAACAGUGGUGGAAAACUAUUGAGGAACAAGUAUGGAAUGCAAUGAUUUGUUCUUUAACGCAUCAAUCAAUUGGGGGUAACAAAGAUAUUACAACGAAAAAUGAGUAUAAAUACGGUACUGUGACAUUUGAUGGUACUACCAAACUCGAUAAAUUUUCUGAUAGACCCCAAUUUUUAAGAUGGUUAACAGAAUGGGGCGAAGACGUUUGUAAACAACGUGGUAUAAAGAUCAAGGAGUUGGAGGACAAGUGUAAAUUAUGUACUAAUUUAAACACAUGUGACAAAUGUGGCGAUUGUAAAACUCAAUGUGGAAAAUAUAAAAAUUGGCUUACAACGUGGAGAUAUAAUUAUACUAAACAAAGUGGGAAAUAUAGUCAGGUUAAAGAACAACAGGAAUAUAAAGAUUCUGAUGAUGACGUAAAAACUUCAGAACAUGCAUAUCAAUAUUUGUAUAAAAAAAUAAAAAAAUUUUGUUCAACCAAUAAUAAAAGUAUUGAUUGUGAAUGCAUGAAAGACCUCUCCAAAGAACCAAACUCUUCGUCCCAACAGUUACCACAAACCUUGGACGAAAAACCCGACAGUGUAAAAGAUAUGUGUGAUUGUACGACUACGCCAAAACCUUCUCCUGCUCCACAUGUUCCUACUCCUAAUAAAAAUUCUGCUUGUGCUACUAUAAGUUCUGAAUUGAAAAACCUUUCACAAUAUCAGAUGGAGUGCAAUGAACUCAGAACUGCGACUAAUAAUAAUUAUACAUGUCAAUCCAAACGAUAUCUUACUGGAGAGGAUAUUAAGUUAAAAAUAUCUAAAAAAAAUAAAGAUUAUGUACCUACAAGAACAAAACAACUAUGCAUGAAUCAUUUAAUUGAUUUAUCAAACAAUAGUAAUAAUACUGUUUCAAACAAUGUAAAAGAAAAAGAUUUUUCUGAAGCAUUACAAAAAGAUGCAUAUAAUGAAGCACAACUUUUAAGUGAAUACUACAAAGCAAAUAAUAACAUUUUAGGAAACGAUGGUUCUGCCUUAAAAGAUGAAAAAAUAAAUGAAUAUACGCUGCAAGCUAUGAAAAGAUCUUAUGCUGAUUAUGGUGAUUUAAUCAAAGGUAUAACUCAAUACGAUUAUAAUGGUGAAAAAAAAAAAAUUUCUGAGCUAAUAAAUACCAAAUUAAAUAACCUUGCGAAUGGUAAGAGAGGUGAAGAGUUAUGGAAUAAAUAUAAAUCUGAUGUUUGGAAUUCUAUGUUAUGUGGAUUUUUUGAAGCAAGUAAAAAAAAACCUGAAAAAGAUAUGUGUAAAUUACCUGAAACAGAUUCAGAAAAUCAAUUUUUACGUUGGUUCACAGAAUGGGCUGAACAUUUUUGUUUUCAUAAAGAUAUUGAGAUUAAUAAGUUACAAAAUCAUUGCUCAUUUAAUAAAUGCGAUGAUGCCUCCAGUCAUGAAAUAAAUAUAUGUUUAAAUUCGUGUAAAACAUAUAAUAAUUUUAUUAAUAGGUGGGAGCAGGAGUAUACAAAUCAGCACCAUACAUAUGAGAAUCUAGAGAAAGAAAUACAUGAAAUGAAUGGAAAGGAUACUCCUACAUUUUUAAGCAAAAAAUGUGGGCAUAAAUGCUCAUGUUUCAAUAAUAAAGAUGUUAAUACUGUUGAUGUAUUAUUUCAAAAUCCUCCAGACGCAUAUGCAGACAAAUGUAAGUGUACGUCUACUCCUAAAAAAGCCCAUCCUUCUAACAGUAAUAGCAACAACAAUGAUGCUGUUCCCAGUAGUGGUGGUGACAAAUCACUACCAAAACAAGAGGAUGAAUUUAAAGAUUUGGAUGAAUGUCCGUUUGAAAAUGGUGGUAGUGGUGGUAGUACUACUAUAAAUAAUGAAAAAUGUAAAAACCUGAAUGAAAAUAUACUAUGUAUGAAAAAGUAUGCAAAUAAUUUGAAUGAAUGGACCAUAUUAGAAGUAAAUGAAAAUCAAACUAAAAACAAAGGUGUCAUUGUUCCUCCAAGAAGAAGAAACCUAUGUUUUCGUCAUGUUACGAGUAACUAUCGUCAAAAAAGUGGUAAAGAUAAGUUUAAAAGUGAUAUUCUUAAGACUGCUUUUACCCAUGGAAAAUUGUUAGGACAAAUGCAUAAGGCAAAUCAAAAUUUAGGAAUGAAAAACAUGAAAUAUAGUUAUGCUGAUAUUGCAGAUAUAGUUAAAGGAACUGAUAUGUUAGAUGAUCAUAUUUCUAAAAAAUUAAAUAAAUUAUUUGGAAUAAAUAAUGGAAACCCUACUCGUGAACAAUGGUGGGAAAACAAUAAAAAAAAAGUGUGGCAUGCUAUGUUAUGUGGAUACAAACAGGCUGGAGGCACCAUAGAAACUAAUGAUUGCACUCUACCUCAAGAAGAUAAAACUACUCAGUUUUUACGAUGGUUAGAAGAAUGGGCAAGUGUUUUUUGCAAUCAAAAAAAAAAAGAAGCAGAACAAGUAGUUAAUAAAUGUUUUGAAAAAAAUGAAAUACAAAAUGCCACAAAAAUUAGUGAUAUAACAGACAGCACAUGUAAAAAUGUACUAGAAAAAUAUAGAGAUUGGUAUAUUGAAAGAAAUACACAAUGGGAAGGUUUAAAGGAGCAAUAUAAAAAAUAUAAAUCUCGCCAUGCAAAUAGUUCUGUUCCAUCAUCCGUAGGAUCAGAACUACAACAAGACGCUGAAGCAUAUGUGACAGAGAUAUGUGCAGAAUGUGAUUGUAACUAUAAAGAUUUAGAAAGUAUAUUUAAAAAAAAAGAGGAGGACACGAAAUUAUUCGGCGAAUUAAUUAAAACUGCAGCAAACGAUGGUUCUUUUUCGAUACAUCAAUUGAACCCUAUAUAUAACUUAAUUCAAAAUAUAUCAACAAUAGCAACACAUGCUAUCCAAGAAGUAAUUCCCAAUCCAAAAAAAUUUGUAGAAGAUGCACUUCAAAACGUAGUAGAUAAUACUUUUAAAGGAUUAGCACGUGUCAACAAAGCUAUAAAGGAUAUUAAAGAACAACAAAAGAAAAGGGAUGUUGACCCCCCAAAACCUCUUCCAGAUUUAACCCCUAUUCUACCUCGAAAACCCGUUUUACCCACAACUGAUAUAUUAUCUUCCACUGUUCCUGUUGGAAUAAGUUUUGCCCUAGGUUCCAUCGCUCUACUAUUUUACCUGAAGAAAAAACCCAAAACUUCUGCUGUGGAUUUGGUGCGUGUCCUUGAUAUCCCACAAAACGAUUAUAACAUACCUGAUGAAACAUCCACUAAUAGAUAUGUUCCAUACAGUAAAUAUAAAGGCAAAACAUAUAUAUACGUGGAACGUGACGGUGACAGUGAAGAUGACAAAUAUAUGUUUACAUCUGAUACGACUGACGUGACUUCAUCUGAAAGUGAAUAUGAAGAACUGGAUAUUAACGAUAUAUAUCCAUAUAAAUCGCCAAAAUAUAAAACUUUAAUUGAAGUGAUACUAAAACCAACUAAAAGUGGUGACACAACAAAUAGUGGUGAUAUACCUAGUGAUAUACCCUCCAAUAAAUUUACUGAUGAUGAAUGGAAUGAAUUAAAAGAGAAUUUUAUUUCACAAUAUUUACAAAAUGAUAAUAUGGAAUUACCUAAUGAAAAUAUUAUUGAUGAUAAUAUGAAUAUGGAACCUAAUAUUAUACCCAAUAGUAUGGAAGAAAAACCUUUUAUUACACAAAUCCAAGAUCGAAAAUUAUAUAGUGAUGAUAACGAAAUUAUAUAUAAUAUUGAUUGGAAUAUACCAAAUAAUAUUAGCACUAAUACUCCGACAUAUAAUAGUUUAUAUAGUGGUAUAGAUCUAAUUAAUGAUUCGUUAAAUAGUGGUAAUAAUAUAUAUGAUGAGUUGUUGAAAAGAAAAGAAAACGAAUUAUUUGGUACAAAACAUCCAAAAAAUACAUCAACAAAUAGUUUUUCCAAAAAAACAAAUAGCGACCCUAUACUCAAUCAAAUAGAUUUGUUUGAUAAAUGGCUUGAUAGACAUAGAGAUAUGUGUAACCAAUGGAAUAAUAAAGAAGAAAUGUUACAUAAAUUAAAAGAUGAAUGGAAUAAAGAAAAUAACCAAAAUAUAAUGAAUAUAUCAUCAACUCAUAAUGAUAUGAAUGAUCAAACAUAUAAUGUAAGAAACACUCACGAAAGUAAUGAUAUAACAUUUGUUGAUAAAGUUGCAUCAACAUAUAAUACAUCCAACGAUCUUCAAACAAACAAUUUACGUACAAAUAUUUAUAUGGAUAUACAUUAUAAUGAAAAUAAUGAUAUACCAAGUAAUGAUAAUUUGGAAAAUUCGUACAAUUCUUCAUGA
Plasmodium adleri (nom. inval.) is the source of this 15057-nucleotide messenger RNA. Its product is annotated as erythrocyte membrane protein 1, PfEMP1, putative. Lineage: Eukaryota; Apicomplexa; Aconoidasida; Haemosporida; Plasmodiidae. Gene Ontology annotation, molecular function: host cell surface receptor binding. The record is from RefSeq and is a predicted model, not a curated record. The coding region runs from base 1 to 15057 and encodes 5018 amino acids. The transcript has 2 exons. Gene Ontology annotation, cellular component: membrane.